Trichechus manatus latirostris (Florida manatee) is the source of this 3961-nucleotide messenger RNA. It is a transcript of the gene FAM76B, whose product is annotated as family with sequence similarity 76 member B. Gene Ontology annotation, cellular component: nuclear speck. The transcript has 10 exons. NCBI's taxonomy places the organism in Eukaryota, Metazoa, Chordata, Mammalia, Sirenia, Trichechidae. Bases 226 to 1242 code for a protein of 338 amino acids. The record is from RefSeq and is a predicted model, not a curated record.
GGACGGCGUCGCUGGGUGGGCUGGGGCGGAAGUGGAGGCGGAGGGAGACGACAGGGUCCUCCGCGGAGCCUUGAGCUCUCGCGGCAAGGCACUGGUGGGCGCGAGGCAGGGGGAGGGGGAGGAGGAGGGGCCUGCGGCCCGGGCGGUGGCGGCGGCGCCUGAGUCCCCUGUAGGGCUCCGCCUCGCAGCGGGCGGCGGCGGCGGAGGAGGAGACUGAGGAGCAGGAUGGCGGCCUCGGCCCUGUAUGCCUGCACCAAGUGUACCCAGCGCUAUCCCUUCGAGGAGCUCUCCCAGGGGCAGCAGCUCUGCAAGGAAUGUCGGAUUGCUCAUCCUAUUGUAAAAUGUACUUACUGCAGAUCAGAAUUUCAACAAGAGAGCAAAACGAACACAAUUUGUAAGAAGUGUGCUCAAAAUGUGAAGCAGUUUGGCACACCCAAACCUUGUCAGUACUGUAACAUAAUUGCAGCAUUUAUUGGCACAAAGUGUCAGCGUUGCACAAAUUCAGAAAAAAAAUAUGGACCACCUCAGACUUGUGAACAGUGCAAACAGCAGUGUGCUUUUGAUCGGAAGGAAGAAGGAAGAAGAAAGGUUGAUGGAAAGUUACUGUGCUGGCUCUGUACUUUAUCCUACAAGAGAGUUUUACAGAAGACAAAGGAACAAAGGAAGAGCCUAGGAUCUUCCCAUUCAAAUUCAUCGACUUCAUCUCUUACUGAGAAAGACCAGCAUCAUUCAAAACAUCACCACCACCAUCAUCACCAUCACCAUCGUCACAGCAGUAGCCAUCACAAAAUCAGCAAUUUGAGUCCAGAACAAGAGCAGGGACUGUGGAAACAAAGCCAUAAAUCCUCUGCAGCAAUUCAGAAUGAAACUCCAAAGAAAAAGCCCAAAUUGGAAUCUAAGCCAUCUAAUGGAGAUAGCUCUAUAAAUCAGUCAGCAGAUAGUGGGGGAACAGACAAUUUUGUCCUUAUAAGUCAACUGAAAGAAGAAGUGAUGUCGCUUAAGCGUCUCUUACAGCAAAGAGACCAGACCAUUUUAGAGAAAGAUAAAAAGCUAACUGAACUAAAGGCAGACUUUCAGUACCAAGAGUCGAAUUUGAGAACAAAGAUGAACAGUAUGGAAAAAGCUCAUAAAGAAACUGUGGAACAACUACAGGCCAAAAACAGAGAACUACUCAAGCAGGUUGCAGCAUUGUCAAAGGGUAAAAAGUUUGACAAAAGUGGAAGUAUACUAACAUCUCCUUGAGAAAGUAGUUAUUCAUUUAGUGUUUCUACUUAAAAUGUAAAUUUGGAAAAGAAAAUUCUGUGAAGCCCUUAAAUUCUGUGUAGUGGAAAAAUAUUUUUGCACAUCAAAUGAAUUGGCGUGUUUCCUAUUCACUUUUGUAACUGAUAUGCAGCAUUUUUUAAGUUGUUAAAACAUUUAAAUAAAACUUCAACUGGUUUGAAGUAACUUUUUAAUUAUUUGGUAUCCAGAAACUUUUUUUGCCAGCAAUAGUAUUAAACAGUUGUAAAGGAGUGCAUGAGUAGUGCUCUUUAUAAAAAUGCAACAUGCAAUAAUAGAGUAGGUAUGGUUUUAAAAAGUCAAAACAGCAGGGUUUUUUUGUUUUUACACUAUGCUAAUUUCAGAUAAACGGUUUUCAGUUUAGAAAUAGAAAAACUUUUAGACAAGGAAGUGGUGAACACUGGCUUUUUGGUAAUUGUGUUUUUAUUUUGCAUCAACAUGAAUUUAGGAAAGAAUCAUGGUGCUUUUAUUAAGCUUCAGAGUAUAUGUAAAUAUGUUUUUAAAAAUUACAUCGUUAACAUUAGUUAGUAGCCUAGUAUUUUCAUUAUUGGCAUAGGACUUAAUGUUUAUUGUACAGUAUCAAGGUAAAAUGUGUUUUUGUUUUGUAAAAACUACUGUAGAUUUUUACUUACAAGUGCCUUUUUGCCACCUAAUGUUUUUAUUUAUAGGAAUGCUGAUCUUUUGUAUAUACAGUUUGUUUUAAAAUCAUGUUUAAUAAAUGUUUGUAUAUAAAUGCAUAUGUACAGAAGCCUAUUUCAAAAGAAAAUCAAAGUUGCUAGUAAAAUGUUUGAAGUUGCAUUAAGAACUAACUGAUAAUGCAUAUAGACUUUAGAUGAUUUUGUGGUUUAUUUCUAUGUGAUAAGGGAAGCUGUUGGUCAUUGAAUUAUGUCAAAAUAGUUCCCCAAAGAUUUAAUAUUAAAUCAUUUCUGAUAGAGUAAUUUUAUUUUUUAUGUCAUGGCUUCAUGUUCAUAUUAUGUGAGCUAAAUAUUUUACUUUUAUGAAAUUUCUUUAUAAUGUUUCUACAGUGAUCUGUAUUUCUGCUUUCCAUAUGUGUGUGGUUAUCUAAGUUAAUAUUUAUGUACACCAUACUUAAUUUGUAAAUUUUAAGCAAAUCUGGAAAAAUUAAAUAACUUUUUCAUCCAAUCUGUGAUUGCUUUGAAUAAAUUGGAAUUUACUGUAAGAUUUGGGCACUAUUUAUAAGAAAACUGUCUCAGCAUCUUCAAAGUUAUCUAUAAAAGGCUAGGGUAGGAUGGGAUAGUUUAUGUGAAGUUACUAAUUAUAUUCUGAUCCAGUGAUUUUCAGCCUGUAAUGGAAUUGAUCUUCUACUUAAUAAAUACCAGUUCAGAUGUUUAGUUCAAUUUUAAAGGAUCCAUAUAGCAUGACAUUUUUUUUCUCUUAGGAACUUACAGGCACUUAUUAAAUUUGUUGAUUUUGAAGAUGUUGUAAGCAAGCAUUGAUUAUGAAUAUCAUAUCAAAGAUUGUCUUUCCUAAGCACAUAGGAAGUUUUUAUCAAUUCUUUUAACAUGGCUUGCACUUCAGUGGGUUAUUUGUAUGUUGUUAGCUGCUGUUGAGUUGGCCCCUGACUCAUGGUAACCGUUUAUGUACAAGGGGAUCAGACCAUUGUGAUCCACAGGGUUUUCACUGGCUGAUUUUUCAUAAGUGCAUGGCCGGGCCUUUCUUCCUAGUCUGUCUUAGUCUGGAAGCCCCGCUGAAACCUGUUCAGCAUCACAGCAACAUAUAAACCUCCACUGACAGAAGAGUUAUUCCUAUAAUUAUACCAUAAAUGAUACCACUUGAUUCUUUGUCCAGUUUGGAAAUAAUCUAACCUAGAGUAAUUUUCAAGCGAUAUCAAAAGAUUGAAUCAAUCAGACUUAGAAAAAUUAAACCAGUUUAUUUUUAUAAGGUUUUUAUGUAAUAAUCUUCCUAAAUUUAGUGUUCUAAACCAUGGUAGAUAAUGCUUUCUUAACAUGAAUUUUAAUGUUUGCAGGACUUGCUAAAUUCAUAAGAUACUCCAUUACCUUUCUUUAAAAUGUAUAAUGUUUUAUAUUCUGGUUUCAUGCCAUUUGUCAAUUCACAGUGGUUAUUAUGGUUUUAAAAUAAACUGUGUAGUAGUACUUAUACCUUAAUGGAGCUGCUACAAAAGUAAGUCUCCCCCCACCCCCUUUUUUAAGUUACAAAUUAAAAAUCAGUCUAAAUAAUUAGGCUUUGUAUAUUCCAAGGCUAAAACCUUUUAGGGGCUUCACAGUAUUUAGUCCUAAUUAAAUGCCCUCUCUUUAUUCCAUGACCUUAUUUUAUAACUUAAAUUUUUUGAAAUUGUAUAAACUAGUAAUUGAGUCCAAGUCCUGGAUCUGUAGUGUAUUGACAUAAUAAGCUGAUAAUCUUUAAAUGUGGAUAUGUAAGGAGAUACUAUGGUGUGCUGUAUUGUGCUUUUUAGCCUGUUUUCAGCUAUUAAUUAGCAUUUACCAGUGAGGGUCAUUUUGGCUCAAGUUAUUUAUGAAUCAGUAGCCUGUGAAUAUUGCAGUCCUUUUUAGAUUGUAUUGGUCUAAAUAUGCAUUCUGCAGUGGACCUGUUAAGCUGUUCACAUGUAUAAACUAUUGAAAUACUGUACUUGUACACAUCUAACUGUUGACAUUUUGUACUUUUUUUCCUAAAUCUAAUAUUUCACAAUAAAAACUUGUCAAAA